AUGACCGCUCAUUCAAAAGCAAUUGUUUGCGCAUUCUUCAACAGCAUUCGCUUUCUUUUCAACAGUCAAGAUAUUUCGCCCGUAGGCAGAAGGCACAACACGCCUCGUUUUACCGAUUCAUCUCAUCAUCAAAUUUCAUUUAAUUUCACCUUGAAGACCAAAUCAUUAAUCACAAAUUUCUAG
Messenger RNA from Clunio marinus, 183 nucleotides. Lineage: Eukaryota; Metazoa; Arthropoda; Insecta; Diptera; Chironomidae. The record is from the annotation of a GenBank genome assembly.